This is a messenger RNA of Gossypium raimondii (Peruvian cotton), 868 nucleotides long. RefSeq names its product homeobox-leucine zipper protein ATHB-40. Gene Ontology annotation, biological process: positive regulation of DNA-templated transcription. The coding region runs from base 63 to 719 and encodes 218 amino acids. Gene Ontology annotation, molecular function: DNA-binding transcription factor activity, RNA polymerase II-specific; sequence-specific DNA binding. The transcript has 3 exons. Gene Ontology annotation, cellular component: nucleus. Lineage: Eukaryota; Viridiplantae; Streptophyta; Magnoliopsida; Malvales; Malvaceae. The record is from RefSeq and is a predicted model, not a curated record.
UUCUCUUAGCAUAGAUAAAACCCAUUGCUAAAUUCAAGAGCAAAAGAAAAAAAAAAAUCAUCAUGACAACCCAAAUGAAAGAGCUUGAAGAUCCAAUGGCUCUAAUCACCCAAAUGUACCCUUGCAUAUACACUCAAGUUGCACCACAACAAGGGGAAAUAUCGAAGCCUCGACGACGACGGAAGAAGAACAAGGGAGGGGAAAGCGGGGCGGCAACCGCGGCGGAGACAGCUAAGAAAAGGAAGCUUAGCCAAGAACAAGUUGAUCUUCUUGAACUUAACUUUGGGAAUGAACAUAAACUCGAGUCCGAGAGGAAAGACCGACUCGCUUCAGAGCUCGGUCUGGACCCUCGGCAGGUCGCGGUUUGGUUCCAAAACCGAAGAGCUCGUUGGAAGAACAAGAAGCUCGAGGAAGAGUAUAGCAAGUUGAAGACAAUCCAUGAAGGUGUUGUUGUUGAGAAAUGUCGCCUUGAAUCCGAGGUUUUAAAGUUGAAGGACCAACUUCGAGAGGCUGAAAAGGAAAUCCAAGGAUUGACAGAACGAGUAGACGGGGUUUCGAGUAAUAGUCCGAGUUCGUCGUCGGUUCUUUCGAUGGAAGCCGUGGAUCCACCACCUUUCCUAGGGGAAUUUGGAGCACAAGGAUUUGAGGAUCAAGAUGUAUUCUAUAUAGGGCAAAAUAGUUACAUUAAUGGCAUGGAGUGGAUGAAUCUAUAUAUGUGACUUAACUUUAAUAUGUGUAGAUAAUUAUGAUAUUUAAAAAUAUAUCAAAUGUAAUGUAAUUAUAUCCUAAUUAACCUUAAAUUUAGAGAUUAAUGUUAUUAACUACUAUAUUAAGUAAACUUAGCUUUUGACUAGGAUGGUUGGGUGAA